GUGGGUAAUGACACACUUUUAGAAAAAGAAAUAUGGCUUCUAAAUAAGAUGUGAUGGGUCAUUUAAAAAUCAAAACAUUUAGACAUGACAAGUAAAUAUGCAUGUAAUUCUUGUCAUACGAGGCGAAAAGAAAACAUCAUUCUGUUGUUUGGACCGUAAAUUACAGUGAAAAUAUGUAGUGAUAAUUUUAUAGACCACUAACUAAAUUCGAGGAUCGUAAGUAACCCGGGAUGCUAUUGACAUCACCGGUAGAAAAACCGAUAUUUGUUUUAUGAAUGUCACUUUUGAUUUGGAUUAAAUAACAGGAAAAAAUUCAAAAUGAGUUGUGAUGUUAUGCCGACGAUUUCAGAGGACGGUUCGAACGAUGGCGAGUCGCAAUGUUCGGGUGAUGAUGCGAACUUCGAACACUUGAUGGUAAACAUGCUGGAUGAGCGAGAUAAGUUGAUGGAAAAUUUGAGAGAAACUAAAGAUACUUUGUCGUUAACCCAAGCCAAACUUCAAGAUGUUGAGAGGGAGAGAGAUGCUCUCCAAAACCAACUUAAUUCCACUACCCCUCAGCAAGAGUUUGUUUCCUUAUCGAAAGAAGUUAAUAUUUUACGGGACCAGUUACUGGAAAGAGAGGAAGAAGUAGCAGAGCUCAAGGCUGAAAGAAACAAUACCAGGUUGUUACUUGAACAUUUAGAAUGUUUAGUAUCACGACAUGAACGUUCACUGAGAAUGACUGUUGUGAAGAGACAAGCUUCCUCGCCAGCAGGUGUAUCCAGUGAAGUAGAAGUUCUCAAAGCUCUAAAAUCAUUGUUUGAACAUCACAAGGCUUUGGAUGAAAAGGUGAGAGAAAGAUUGCGAGUAGCUUUGGAAAAAGUUGCCUCCUUAGAAGAGGAACUGACAAAUGCUAACCAAGAGUUAUUUACAUUACGAGAACAGCAGAGUAAGUCAAGACAUUCUAGUGGCAGCACAGAGGAGACUAUGAAAUUGAUGAGUAAAAAUGAUCAUAAGGAUGAAGUAAAACCUGAACAUCUACCUAAGAGAUUAUCCAAUGGAUCUAUAGACCCUGAUUCUGAAGUGAAUAGAAUUAUAGAAUUACAAGACACUGUUGAAAAACAAAAUAGUGAAUUAACUGCUACACGGACUAAGUUGUUAGAAUUAACAAAUAAGUGUACAGAAUUAGAGGAAAGCUUAACUACAACUUCAAAAGAUCUCAUCAAAUCACAAGAACAAGUGGUCAAGUUACAGAGAGAUUUAAGAGAGUCAUUAGCUCAGCGAGAAGACCAAGAGGAGAGGAUUGCUACUUUAGAAAAACGUUAUCUGAACGCCCAACGGGAAUCAACAUCACUUCAUGAUCUCAAUGAUAAACUAGAGUCAGAGUUAGCUACAAAAGAGAGCCAGUUAAAAAGUACUGAGGAAAAGGUGCGAGCAACACAAGAAAAAUUAGAACUUGCCGAACAAAAAUUACAACAAUCAUUGAAAAAAGCUGAAGCAUUGCCCACAGUAGAAGCAGAACUAGCUCAAAGAUUAGAGGCAUUAACUCAGGCAGAGGAACGUCAUGGUUCAGCAGAGGAAAGAAUGCAGUUAACAGAAUCCAAACUACAUGAGAAAGAAACUGAAAUACAAAGGUGUCGACAAAGAGAAAAGAUGAAUGAAGAGCAUAAUACAAGAUUAUCACAAACUAUAGAUAAAUUAUUAUCUGAAUCUAACGAGAGGUUACAACUUCAUCUAAAAGAAAGAAUGCAGGCACUAGAAGAAAAAAAUCAACUUACUCAAGAAUUAGAAAGUGUCAAUCAAGCUCUAGAAGAAAUUCAGAAUGAAAAAGAGAGAAUGAAUGAAGAUUUAGCGCGAGCUAAAAAAGAAAUAGAUACUCUUAGGCAGCAACUUGAAUACCUGGCAAGGCCAGGAUCUGGGUAUAUGUUACAGAGUCCAAGUGAAAUAUCACGGCGGCCAAAUCGCGGCAGGGAACAAGCUCUUAAUGAUGAUCCUACAAAAGUGAAUACAUUAAAUGAACAGGAAUGGGAGAAGAUACAACAGCAGCAUGUGUUAGCUAAUGUCCAACAUGCAUUUGAUACCAGUGAUACCGAGGAAGAUAGCGAGUCCGUUCUCGGAACAUUUGACAUGUUGUCACCUAGUGGACAUACAGAUGCCCAAACCUUAGCCUGUAUGCUUCAGGAACAACUCGACGCAAUAAAUAAUGAAAUAAGAUUGAUUCAAGAAGAAAAAGAAUCGACAGAACAAAGGGCAGAGGAAUUAGAAAGCAGGGUAGGCAGUGGAAGUCUUGAUGCUAUCGCCAGCAGAUGGCGUACAUCUCCACCCCUCAGUGGUAGCUCCACCCCUACACCCAGGACGAUUUUGUCCAGAGAUUACCUACAAAAAUAUCACACUGCCCCUGCAGGAAUGUCAGCUUCACAUCUAUAUACUUAUUCCUCAUCUAGUCCACAGUUGGCUACUGCCACCACAGCUGAAUCUAUUAACCAGCAGUAUAGUCGUGAUGAUUCAGCUGUGAAUGAAGAAGCCAUGACGAUAAAGUGUGAAUCUAGUCCCCCAACUCCUCGGUCUUUACGUCUGGAGAGAAUAGCCACAGCAAUAGCUCAAACAUCUAAUCCAACAAAUGAAGAUUCGGUUUUAUCUUCAACACCAAAAUCUGUGAUAGAUACCAUGCAAGCAACAGCUAGUCCAUUUAGUUCUACCAGUAGCAGUCAAGAUUCUCUAUCCAAAAAUCAAAAGAAAAAGGGAAUUAAAAGCUCACUGGGAAGUUUCUUCAAGAAAAAAGGCAAAACGAAGGAAGGCAUAAACCGAGAAAUGACACCUGUUGGUGGAGGAUUUGGUGAAAUGGGUGAUGUAAGUGCUGGUGAUGCUUUAACACUAGGACUUGGCCAAUCAGAAUAUGAUCGACGCAAGAAAAAGAAGCAUGAAUUAUUAGAAGAAGCAAUGAAGGCUGGUACUCCAUUUGCUUUAUGGAAUGGUCCUACUGUUGUAGCAUGGUUAGAGUUAUGGGUUGGUAUGCCAGCAUGGUAUGUGGCAGCAUGUAGGGCAAAUGUUAAAAGUGGUGCAAUAAUGUCUGCAUUGUCAGACCAAGAAAUACAGAGAGAAAUUGGCAUUAGUAAUCCAUUACAUCGGUUAAAAUUACGACUAGCCAUUCAGGAAAUGGUCAGUCUCACAAGUCCAUCAGCACCUAAAACUUCCAGAACUACAUUAGCAUUUGGUGAUAUGAACCAUGAAUGGAUAGGAAAUGAAUGGUUGCCUAGUCUAGGACUACCUCAGUAUAGAAGUCACUUUAUGGAAUGUUUAGUAGAUGCAAGGAUGUUAGAUCAUUUAACAAAAAAAGAUUUACGGGGACAAUUAAAAAUGGUCGAUAGUUUUCAUAGGACAAGUUUACAAUACGGUAUAAAUUGUUUAAAAAGAUUAAAUUAUGAUAAAAAAGAAUUAGAACGGCGGAGAGAAGAAAGUGCUACAGAUUCUAAAGAUGUUUUAGUAUGGACAAAUGAACGUGUUAUAAAAUUUGUACAGUCUAUAGGUCUAAGAGAAUAUGCAAAUAAUUUAAUUGAAUCAGGAGUUCAUGGUUCGCUUGUGGCUUUAGAUGAAAGCUUUGAUCAUAAUAGUAUCGCUUUAGCUUUACAAAUUCCUAACCAAAACCCACAGGCUCGACAAAUAUUAGAAAGAGAAUUUAAUAACUUGUUAACAAUGGGAACAGAUCGACGGUUAGACGAGGGUGAAGGUGGAAAACUACGUAGAGCACCUUCUUGGAGGAAGAAAUUCCGUCAAAAAGAUAAGAGUAAAGAUAGCGGUGAUGAGGCGGAACCUGCAGAAUCUCAACAAUCACCACAGCAUCCUCGUCGUGGAAAUGACAAUUCCAUGGAACGAAGACCCAAUGAAAAUGGACGGACGUUCUCACAAUAGGACAUAAAAAAUUGAUCCGAGACCAAAAUAAUUGCUAGCAUCAUUAUUCAUUUCAAAGUCUAUGUUGUUGUCUCAGUGAGUUUAGAUAGACAAAGAUUGUUGUAUCACAACUUCCUGUACUUAAAGGGAUAGUAUGUCUCCAAAACUUAAUGAUUCACGUUUCUGUAUUCUCAUAAAAAAAUAUGAUUUAAAUUUUAUCUUUUGUAAUGCAUAAUUGUUAUAAUUGAAAAAAAAUUGUAGCUGCACUUCUACAGGUGACAAAACACAAGAUUUAAGUGAAUCAAAAGAAUUUUUUAUGAGUUUUAUUUAGUCAGUGAGGUUUUUGUUACAGAGACUAGUUUCGUGUACAUUUUUCUGAUUGCUACUUGAGGAGAGCUAAUUCUUUUGAAUAAGUUUUAAAUAUCACUUUAAUUUUUGUUAGAUUUUUUCUUUAUCUUCAAAACCCAAUUGCUGAUGAUUCUGUUCAGGUUUAAUUUCAUCAAUUUAUGAUGAUAAACUGUUUAAUAUAACCAUUGUUUAAACAAGUGGUAUGUGGUAUAUCUGUGAUAAAAACUCCAUAUUCAGGACUUAAAUCCAUAAAUAUAGAAUAAUACAUUUAUAUACAAAUCCAAUAUAAAGAUUGCCAAAAUGAUGAGAUAAGCUUUUUAUAAUCAUGAUAAUCAUAUAAAACAUUUACUUAGCCAUAAUAUGAUCCAGAUAUUAUUAUAAUUUUACUCCCACUCUAAGAGUGGGGAAUAUAUUUCAAUCACCUUGUCUGUCCAACAAAUAUUUUCGUCACGCUUUUCUCAGAAACUAAUUUUUAAAUGAAAUGACUUCAUGUUUGGUCAUAAGCUUGUGAUCUGUCAGAUACCCACUUCCUGUUUGCUGAUACUUUGAAUAUUUCAAUAUGUUGGACAAACUUAAAAAUUGUCAUCAUGUAUUUCUGUAUCGUAAUACUACUUAACAGAAUGGCUUCCUAUUUGGUCAGAAGAACCAUGAUGAGUUGUAAUAUGUGUGCUUUUCAAAUUUGUCAGACACCUACGUCCUAAUUCCCUAAUACUUUGAAUAAUAAAUGGGGGUAUGCUUAGCAUGACAAAAAGUCCUUUUAUGUUGAAACCAAAUAUGGUAAAAAAGUUCUUUGUGUGGUUCAUAUUGAGUUUUAAUACUUUGUUGGCAAUCAGUCUAACAGUAAGGCCAUCAUGGAAGGAAUUAUGUGGGAGCUUUUCUUGUGACUGUUGAACCAGUUGAAAGAAAAUAUAGCAGAAACGUUAGUUGUUAUGUAAUUAUAGAGUGUACUUAAUUUGGCACUGAUUGAACAAAAGAGGAGAGUUUACGUUACAUGGGAGCCAUUUAGGAAAAAUAUUUGGAUUGAGAACUUCUGUUCCAGUUAGUACCUAUUUUAGGUUUUCUGCAAAUAAUUGUUCUUUGGUAAGCAUAUUUAAAUUCUGAUUGCCUCAAGGGAAUGUUUUUAGCAGUUUGCUUAAAACUAUGGGCAUUAGUGAAGGCAUUGUAACAACACUAAAAUUUGCAUGAAAAGUUUGCCUUUUUUUCUUUCCAAGCUUUAUGCUUAAUUAGAUAAUUUUGAUGGUAAAUAAAUAUAUUUAGAUAAAUUCCACAGAAAUUCAAAUUGUAUCGUAAAUGGUAGUCGGGUACUUGUAAAAAGCUCUAUAAAUUACUUAAGUUCACUGAUCCUAAAUGGAAGAAACAAAUUAAAAAUGGCAUGAAACCUUAUAUUUUGGGUUGUGUCAUAAAAAAAAUGAUACUAAUAUAAGAAUGCAAGUAAAAAUUAAAACUAAAAGAAGGCUUUGGAGAACUGAUUACAUUGGGAUAUUAUCUGAGUUGAUCUUAUUAUGGCUAAGUAUUUAUUUUGAAAUGAAAGUAAGUAGUAUAUAUUCAUUUUUUCAAUCUAGUUAGUGUUGAUUUUUCAAAAUGGAAAACCUGUGAACUAAGGGUAUCUCUUUAUCAAUAUCAUGCAGGUUUCCAUAGUUAAAAAAUAUUGUAAAAUAACGGAAAAAAAUUGUAGCAAUAACCUUUUGACAGGAUUUUAUUUGUUGCAUUUAUUUCAUGUUUUAGAAGGAGACCAAGAACAAUUUAAUUGUGUAGAACACAUUUGAUAUUAAUGUACAGAUAGAAUGUAGUCAAAAAUAUGUAUGACUGCUUUUACCCAUAAUUCCAUGGUGUACAUCAUAAUCAUAUGAAUGUUUGUGAUUGUGAGUUAUUUUAUGUUUAAAUUUUGUUGAAGACCACCAGGAUUUCAAUUCAUUUGAAAUACGAGUACUAAACAAUAGAUCUGAGGUCUGUCUGUGAUCUGUGAUUUGGAUCUGUAGGACUGUUAUUUCAGUUUUACUGACUAGAGGAAGCUUAAGAUUAAUAGGGGUCAGAACUGUAAAGGGGUUCUUAAUCCAUGUUUUACGAAUUAUUAUUUGUUUAUUCAUUCAGUACCCCACUUUAAUAAAAUACAUGUAAAAGUCUUUGAUAUUUUAGCAAGGGUUGGCAAUAGGAUUACUUGUAUUAGUAAAGGUACUUUUCAUUUAGUAUUUUGGUGCUAAGACCUAAUAUGUUUUAACAUUACAUUUUGGUUGUGCCUUCCAAGGAAAGCUUGGUUGUGAUUUCAGAUGUGUUCAUUAUAAAUAUACUCACUCCAUUAUAUAAUUCAUUAUUAAAAAACUUUUUUAAGCACUAACUUAAAACUUCAACCAAUCAGACAAAUGGAUCAUGUUAAUCUUCAUAGUACCAUUAUAGACAAGAAAAUCAGUGCCAAUGUAGAUAAAACAAAAUAUUACCAAUCCUGAGAGCUGAAACUUGAACAAAACCACUAUAAUUUGAUGCCAUGAAAAAAUUUAUUUGAUGUAUGAUUAAGAUUUAUUAAAAAUGCAUUUAUAUCCCGUUUUAUAUAUUUGAUGUGGAAAGUAUCAUAUAAAGCAUUUUAAAGAAUUUUGAUCCAUUACCAAAUAUUUUUUGUUUUUAAUUGUGAUAGAUGACAUUGAUGAUUAUGAUGUGUAUCCAUGUGUAAUUGUGUGGGCUGUGUAUGUGUGUGUGUGGUACAUGCUUCAUUUUUAACGUCAUAUUUAUUUCUUACCAGAUUGUAAAUGUAAUAAACUGUAUAGCAUGUCUGAAAAUAUGCAAAUACAGUGAUUCAAACAGUA
Messenger RNA from Mytilus californianus (California mussel), 7013 nucleotides. RefSeq names its product liprin-alpha-1-like. The transcript is spliced from 24 exons. The coding region runs from base 319 to 3888 and encodes 1189 amino acids. The record is from RefSeq and is a predicted model, not a curated record. Lineage: Eukaryota; Metazoa; Mollusca; Bivalvia; Mytilida; Mytilidae. Gene Ontology annotation, biological process: synapse organization. Gene Ontology annotation, cellular component: presynaptic active zone. Gene Ontology annotation, molecular function: protein binding.